AUGGCGCAUGCCCAGGAUUCCCAAGAACCUCAUAAACGGAAACGGGACGCAGACGACAGCGGCAGCCAGCCAGCUCACUCCGAUCGCAUUCCCCAGCCUCCUCCGCCUCAGUCAGGCAACUCAUCCAUCAUCAACUACCUCUCCAAAGCCAGUGCUGGCAAGCUCAGGCUCAUACAGGGCGAGCCUGACACUUUUACCGAUGUUCUUGGCCUAUUAAACCAGUAUGAAGGGGUACUCAAUAGACAUGAAAGUCUGGCAGCAAACUUGGGCGCGAAACUAACAGGCCCUCGCCUGCUCAAGGCUAUGGAGGGUGCCUUUGAAGGCCCCAUCAUCACAAAUCCGCCCGCCGCAUACGGCGCGGCGUCUGUGGGCUGGCUGGACAUUGUCUCAUUUGCCAAGACGAAUCCAGAGAAGUUCGUCUUGACCACCGGCCACGACGGAGAGCGCACUUGCCAGUUCUACUUGAACGGCUUGCAGGUCCAGAUCCUGGAGGACGACUGGCGACUCAUUAUGAAUGGUGCUCUGGACAGGUUUUCCAUUGUCUCUACGGCCCCAUUGGAAGAGGACGAGACGGCCGAAGUGGCCACCCUGGAAAUCGUGGAACAACGACUGCAGGUGCUCAUCAAGAAGGCCGACGAAAUUGCCAAGAGGGCGCGACAAUUAAACUACCAUCUGAGUGGUCGAAAAGCCGGCAUCAACUCACGCCACGGGGGCCAAACAUCGAGCAACUCCACGUUCUCCUCCGUCAACCUUUCUCAACGUCAUGUCGGCAGUCAUGGUUCCGGUUAUGACUUGCAUGCCGAUCUACUCCAGCAAUUUCUAUCAACAUCUCAGAUCUAUCCUCCGCGCGUUCCAUCGAGUGCCGGCCUAGAGGUUCACUCCGGGCAACAUACGCCCCCUGCAACGAACCCUCAUCCGCACUCGCUUCCUCUGCAGGGCCGUCCGCCAGUAGCAGUGCAUCCCCCGGUCAUCCCUCAGCGAGACUCUUCAUACGACCCUUCAUCCGCGCACAGAGGCAUUAUCACAGCACGAAUCGAGAAGUUGAGCAAAGGGGAUCAGAUUUGGCCCCCGUGCGACCGCUGUCGUAGACUCAAAUCGCCUUGUGUAAAGCAUUUGACAGCUUGCCAAGGCUGCACUAAAAAGCACGCCAAGUGUAGCUGGAAGACUAUCACAGAAGAAGAGGUUGCUUGGCUUAAUCGCGAGGCAAGCAGCAGUGCCGAUGAGGCGCACGUCGAGUCCAAUCCAUCAAGUCAGCCGCCGCCGCGAACAUUAAGAUACGAUCCAACUCAGGAUGAUGGUCGAUCCAACGACGAGGCGCCUCCUUCGGCAAGUCUGGUACCUGGCGAGGUUUCGCGACCGGCAAGCCGAGGUCAGCAAAGCCAUCAGAGCCAUCAGAGCCAUCAGAGCCACCAAGGACACCGCCAGCGCUCUCCGAUGGAGGCUGGAUCCCGCAGCCGAACGAGUAGUUUCAUGGAUGUGGAACACGAGCCGCCGCCUAAUGCGAAAACCUGGAUGCCAGAGCCGCAUCGCGGCGAGCAGCUUCCCAGCCUAAAAAGAGACCAUUUGCUACUGAGUCAUAUGGCGUCGGCAGCGACUGCAGCGGCCGACGCCAGGGAUGCCAACAAUACACCAACAGGAAACCUAACGGGACGGUAA
This is a messenger RNA of Colletotrichum gloeosporioides, 1656 nucleotides long. RefSeq lists its product as uncharacterized. The record is from RefSeq and is a predicted model, not a curated record. Bases 1 to 1656 code for a protein of 551 amino acids. NCBI's taxonomy places the organism in Eukaryota, Fungi, Ascomycota, Sordariomycetes, Glomerellales, Glomerellaceae. Gene Ontology annotation, biological process: regulation of DNA-templated transcription. The transcript has 3 exons. Gene Ontology annotation, molecular function: zinc ion binding; DNA-binding transcription factor activity, RNA polymerase II-specific.